AUGAUGCUAAACAUCUCAAGCAGUUCAUGGCCCAUCCAGAGUUUGGUGAUCGUCGCGAAGGAGUCUCUAGUGCCAGAACCUAUUUCUAUACUGAUGAGAGGAAAUGUGACGAUAACUUAGAAACAUUGAUGGAGUGUAUUCGUGUUGCUGGUGCCACCUCAGAUGAUGGUUUUUGUGCAGUGAAACUGACAGCAUUAGGAAGACCACAAAUCUUGUUAAACUUGUCCGAGGUGAUAGUCCGUACUCGUCAGGUGUUUCUUAGGAUGUCUGGUCAAGAAGAGAACCCGACUGUAGACCUCAUGUCUCAUCGCUUGACCGAGGACCAGUUCACACAUGAAUUAGAAACCAUGGGUAUAACAUCUAGGGAUGAAUCAGGUGUGUGGUUUACCUGGAUCGAUGACGAUAAAGACGGGUGGAUUGAUCUUUUGGAUUGGGAAUGUCUUGUGCAACCAGAUCUCAAGCUCUCAAAGAUCCUCAAAGCUCCAAGGAUAGAGGGUGACAAGUUGGAACUGCUUCAGUUUAUUCUGACAGAGGAGGAGGAACAACAAACCAAGCGUAUGUUACAGAGGGUCAAUGAACUAGCCAAGUGUGCGAGAGAUAAGAAUGUUCGUGUGAUGGUGGAUGCAGAGCAGACAUACUUCCAGCCAGCUAUCAGUAGACUUACCAUAGAAAUGAUGAGAAAGUUUAAUCGUGAGAAGCCUGUCAUCUACAACACAUAUCAGUGCUAUCUCAGGCAUGCCUAUAAUUGCCUGAAAGCCGACAUGGAACUUGCCCGUAGGGAAGGGUUCCACUUCGGUGCCAAGCUGGUCAGAGGAGCCUACAUGGACCAGGAACGCAAACGCGCUGAGGACAUAGGCUAUGACGACCCCAUCAAUCCGACCUACGAAGCUACCAAUGAGAGCUACCAUAGAUGUCUAGACAUGGCACUGGAUACUAUAAAGACACGGGGUCAGACAAACAUCAUGGUGGCAUCACACAACCAGGAUACAGUGAGGCAUGCCGUACAAAGGAUGGAGGAGCUUGGUAUUGGUCCUAAGGAUAGAUUAGUCUACUUCGGUCAGCUCUUAGGAAUGUGUGAUCAAGUUUCUUUUCCUCUUGGUAAGAUGGGGUAUGCAGUUUACAAGUACGUACCGUAUGGUCCUGUGGAUGAUGUUCUACCAUAUCUAUCCCGUAGAGCGCAGGAGAACAGCGGGUUGCUCAAAGGUGUUACUCAAGAACGGAAGCUUAUGAGGCAGGAAUUGACAAGGAGAAUCACAACGGGACAGUUGUUCCAUAAACCUUGAUUGUCAAAAGUCUUUCCCUAGGAUACAGUCAUAGUGAUAAAUUCUUCAUUUGCUUUCUGUCUCUAUUAUUAAGAGCCUCAUCGUGUACAUUUCCAUUCUGAUGUGAUAUGGUAUUGUGCCCUCUGAAUGUUUCCUUUAGAUUAUAAUCUGUAUGUCAUGUGUUUUAUUUAUUUCAUAUUUAAAAUCAUGUGCUUCUAACAGAUCAUUUUAUUGUUGUGCAACGUCUACCCAGUGUGUUUUAUGUGAGCCUGUGGAAGCUGAAAGUUGAUUUUUUUUACCUUCGCUCAAGUACCAUCCAAAAUGAUCCAUUGUACAGCUUAUCAAAAUUGCUGGUAACUACACCUGUGAAAGGAUAUUCACUUUGUUUCUUCCUGAUGUCACACGUGGCUUAUCAGCAAAUUUUAUUGCAUUUGGGAAUUCUGUUCCCAUUCCCAAACAUUUGAUUUCUUUACAAACAAUUAAUUUUUAGGGUUAAUAAACGCCAUUAUGCCAACUCCCUCAAUCAAUGUAAGACCUUGCUAAAGACCCACUUUUUUAAUGUCUAGAUAUUCCACUCUGUCUAUCAGUUGUGGGAAGGUCUCUCUUGAGGUGCACAUCUUUAUUUUGUUUCAUUUUCUGUUUUUGUUUAUUAAGAUCACAUUUUUAUUUUUACAACUCCGGUAGUUAGUUAAAAGACAGAAAAUAGAGUGCUUAGAGACAUCCGUACUAAGCGCCUUACAAAUAUUAUUAUCAUUAUUAUUUAUUUUCAUGAAUAACUCAACUUCUUAGGGCGUAUAAUGGCAUGAAAUUUGAAUUCAUUGAAAUAAAAGUCUUUUAAACUUGGCUUUACCUCAGAAUGAUUUAUUCACCUUAACUUCCACUUGUUAUAUAGAUCGAUCACUUAAGUUUUGUACCACUGCUCCAGUGAAAUACUCUGUUUUUUAAAGGGCUCACAAACAUUUGAAGGAUGCCAAUGUACAAAAACAGCAAAGUCCAAGAUUUACAUUUUAGGUGGCAAUAGUGUGCAAAGCAUGCACUUAAAGCCCAGCACACACUAUGCAACGUGAUUGCACUAAUAUCCAACUGCAACAAAAUUGCUAAGUGUGCGACAACCUGCAACGUGCUGCAACUGUGAUUCGAUUUGUUGCAGAAGUAUCGCAGAUCAAAUCUCAGACAUUUGGCAUGUAAAAUCAUUCUACAAUUCUGCGAUUUUGAUAGUUUGAGCCAAUCAGAUUUGCCCUAAAUGACGACAUCACAACCAAUUUGCUGUGCUGAUGCAGCGCAGAUAGUGUGUAAAAUAGGUGGUGCCAUGGAGAUGUAGUGCGUUGCAGCAGUUGCAAUGUGUGUGCUGGCCUGCAAUGCGAUUGCACCGAGAUGCGAUUGGCAUGAAGAGCACAAUAUAAUUGGAAACAUACAAUGUUUUCUGCUUAUCAUUAACCAAGCACAGAGUUUGACAUCUACAUUUGUUUCACUAUAUUGGAUAGAAUGAUCAUUUUUGUUUUCUUCUUUUUACUAUUCAAGAUCUUCUUGAAAAAAUUCUCUAAACUUUUUGUACUUUGAAAAAUAGAAUUGGUUUUCUCUUUGAGUAUAUCAUAUUAUAAAGGUUGAUUGUCCAUUCAUGAUGAAUAAAGCUGCUUGAUAUUCAUUCACUUAAUAACAGUUUAUUAAGGACCGAGUGAUAAUGUUGACAUUUUCCAGCUGUUUAUUCAUGUGAAAAUUGUAACCCCAACUUUUUUUUUUUUACUACGCAUCACUUAUUAAGAACAGAAGCAUGUUUUACCUGAAAUGAUACAAGGCUCUUUUCAUGGCUGACAUUCUUGGAAAUAUGGCUUAUUUAUUCAGUUUUAUAUUUAUUUUGUGAACAUAUUCACUUCACAGACAGCUAAAAGUAGUUUAGUAAUGGUGGCAUAUAUUAAAAGCAUCAUGCUAAUCUUUACAUUUUUUUCUUCCAAUUCUGAAUGUAUAUAAAAAAUAUUUUUUGUUUCAAAAUUUUCAAGUGUCACCUUGUCUUUUGCUUAUAGUGAGCAUAUACACAUAGGUUGAGCCACCUUCUGGCCAGCCUCAGUCCACGUAUCGACGUAUGUGUAUCUUGGCCUUUAAUAGGAAACUUCUAUAAAGUAUAUACCUGUCAAUAUAGUGUUAGGAUCCAUCCUUCACCUUUCGAUCUCAGCUUCCCAAAUAUAUGUCACUUAUUAAUGACAAUUAUCAGUAAGUUCUGAUUACAGAUUGUCAAUUCCUUUACUGACAAAUGCUCUACAAUGUGAAUACACUUUUGUGAUCUACUUUCUACUACCUCUUGUUUGAAAAUGUGCCUUUCAGCAUUAAUUUUCAAAUAGAUUUGUUUCAACACCAAUGGCUUUGUGUUAUCAUCAUGUGUGCUGUAUAUCAUAGCCGAUAACAUUAGUAUGUAGCAAUAAGAACACUCUUUGGUAGAGAAAUAAAAUUGAAUAUGAAUAAUGUAUGAGGAAUGGAAUUGUGUCAGUUGUAAAACAAAUAUUGUUAUUGUGGUUAGCUUUUAUAUAUCAAUGGACAUAGAACUGCUUUGAAUUUUUUGUAUAUAAUUUAUUUCCCCAGGAAACAAAAAAAAAAUGAUGUGUCUAAUUUGUUAAAGAAAAGUAUUCUGUGAUCAUAAAUGAAUAUGUAUUUUCUGAUACUGAUAUUGUUUGUAUGUACAUGUAUUAAUGUAGUUCUCAUAUAAGUGUAAAGGCUGUUUCAUAUUUAUUUCUUUUAGUGUGUUCAGAAGUACUCUAUCAUACAGAGAGGUUGAUUUUUGUAGGUUUUGAUUUAUUGUUAUCAUUUUUCCAUUAUCACUCUUUUAUGGUGUAUAUAUAUAUAUAUAUAUCUCAUUUUCCUUCAUCAUUGUUUUGAAUAUUUUUAUCAUUUUAGAAAAGUAAAUAUUGAUAGAAUUCUGUUGAAUUACAAAUGUUAUUCUCAUCACAAGUUCUUCCACCAGUAAUACUUCAUGUAUGAUGUAUAUACAAAUGACCUAACAUUUGUUCCUGGGACUAUAGCUCUUAAUUCUGGUAAGAGGUAUGAAUGGUACUCAUUGCGGAUAGGCAAGCAAUAUACUGUAAUACAUUCUUUUAUCAAGUGCAAAGCCCGAAACCCUAAAGUUUUGAUUUUCAUUGACAAACUUGGUCUAAUUUAGGACCUAAAUUCUAUGCAGAAGCGUUUUAGCAGACUCAGAUACAACUGAGCAUUUUGUGGGUAUGAAGACUUGAAAAAUACAUGGAAUUAAUUAAAAAUUUGGUCUGACAAUUGAUACCAACUUGAACGACAUUUGAAAUUGAAAUAGUCCUAGACAUGUUGCCACCUGCAAAGUGAGCACUGAUUCUAUUGAGAAGCAUGAUCUGGGGCAUGUUACGCAAGCAGUUACAUUCAAAUUCAUGGUUCCAUUUAAAUGCAACUUGAUUUUUAACCAAUUAGAAUCAUGCAUUUGUGACUUGUGUUUGAUUUUUUAUAUGCCCGCCCGGUGACGGGUCGGGACGUAUUGUAUCAUGCUCGGUGUCCGUCCGUUAACUUUUCCUUGUAAACGUGAUAACUUCAGUUUAACUUAAACUAGGCUCAUAGUAUUUUGUGUGUAUGAUACUAGCUUGGAUCCCAGGAAUUCUAUUGAUUUUGAGGUCUGAAGGUCAAAGGUGAAGUUGCUACCUUCCACUUUUCUUGCUUGACCAAUAACUACAUUUUCUGUGUUACAGGCGGGCGUAUUAUGUGCUCGCCUUAGCUACCCUCUUGUUUUUUUUAUUUGCGUAUAAAUGGAGAUCUUUCUUUAAAAACUUACCCAUGAAUAUGAGUGAUCUAGUGCAUCUUUCAAGAAACACUGAACAUCAGCAGCUGGAACACAAGUACAUUGACUGCUGCUAGGUCAGACAAGGUUUGAUGCUUGUCCAUCCCAUGCAGUCUGUGUUCAAAUCAAUGAGAUACAACCAAACUGGUGCACAGGACUAAACAUCUCCAAGCAAUCCACAAGUGCAUUUAACCCGACAACAUUGUGAAAACAAUCACUGUCAGUUAUACCAGGUGCUAUGAAAUAUAUAGCGAAUAUUUACACAGUGAGGGGUAGGAAUCUUGAACAUGGGUUUGGUUUUAAAAUAAAUUGAACUUGAAGUAGUAUUUAGUUUACUGGUCAAAGGCGAGCCAACAAGCUAGAUGUGGAAUACACAUUCAGGUUUGUAUGGUGAAUUGAUCAUGGCACUAUGUGAUAUACUAUGUCAUUAAAAAAAACCAUGGGAUGGAGGAACUUACGAGUGGUUUGUUUAAUAGUUACUUUCUUUAUCAUUGUGUAAUAUGACAAAUACCAAAGUGUCAGUGUACUCUGAAUGCUAAUACAAGUGUGUGUAUAUAUAACUAAAUUAUAUGAAAAAUAUCCAACGUCUUUGUUGUAAAACUAUACAUAUACCAUUUUGUUUGACGUGUGUUCAUAAUCAUGUGCAAGAAUUGAUUCACUGUAUAUUGAAAACUCAUUGCUGAUAGAUGUCUUGCUUUGUACAAUUGAUCUGUUUUUAUGGUAUGCCUUGAGUGUAAACCAAAGGCAACAUUGGAGUAUUUUGAAGGGGGGGGGGGGUGAUGUGAGGUCGAGAAAAACUUAUGGUGAUGUGAUAUUUUUCUCUGUUGAAAAGUCAAUGUACUGUAUAGUUCUUUGAUCACAACCCAACUCUCUUUUUCCAAUACUCCUCCCUUUUUCCUUACUUUUUGUCACUUGAGAGCUAUAAUAGAGAGGGCUUUGACCCCCCAAGUGGUGACCCCAAUGUAAAUGAAAAAAAAAGACCACUAGCCCACAAUUAAAAUUUAAUAGGCAAUAACAAAAAUAACAAAAAAAGUUCUUCGUAUUACAUGUAUUACUCUGAGUUUAGCACGAACUAAGAAUACCUGUGGUUGCAGAUUUUUUUUGGGGGGGUGGGGGAGAUUUGCAAAAACUUUGCUUACUUGACAAUGAACAAUUCUUUUUAUGGUAAUAAAACAAGAUUUUCAACAAGGAAAUGUUUCACAACCUUUUAUGCCAGAACUGCAAUUUUCUUUUUUUACAUGUCAAGCUUUGCUCACUUUGCAGCUCAGUGAGAUACCCCUAUCUGAAUAUUGGAUUGAUAAAAGUUAACUCAUCCAUUGUCAAAUCAGAGUUAUCUGGUCCCAAAGUUAAAAUUCACCAAACAUGAGAGCACAGGCCUAAAUUACUAGUUCAUGUAUACAGAACAGAAACUAUGCAAAAUCAGGUACAGCAUUACUACCCUUCAAAUGACAAUAAUGGCAUACACUUUUGUAGGUUUUUUUCUGGAAUGUGGUCAAUUUUAGGCGCCAAUUUUAAAUCAAUUAGCAUUAGUUCCAGCUGAUCAGUGAAUGCAUUGGCAUGAUUGGCAAAUUCAGAUUUUGUUGCUCAGGUAUUUAAUACCCAUUUUCAUUUUGUGCUAUUUUCCCCCAAGUGUAACAUUUCAAUUGCUUUAUGGGCAUUUUGACGGAUUGAAGUAGAAAAGUUUUUUUUUAAACCACCAAGGUAUCAUUGAAAAAAAUUGCCUGUCCCCUGUAGUGAUAUAUUUUUUCUGUAAGAAUUCAAUUACUGAAGUCUGGAAAGAAGCAUUUUCUAUUACUUUGGUAUCAUACAAAUUUUAUUGUCAUGUAGUAAGUAAUAUUAACAUUCAUGUGCUAUUUGAAAUUAUUAUACAUGUGCAGUACUAUAGUUGUGUCCUAAACUUUAAGUUUUAUUUUUCUAUUAUGUGUAUUCAAGGUAAUCAUUAAGAAUUGAUGGUGUUUUAACUUUUCAAAUAUAUUGUUUAGCAACAUUAUGUUAAGUGUGUACUAACUAUACCUAGUAAGUAUUAUGUUCAUAUACACAUACUUCAUCUGUUUUGUAUAUAGGUAGAAAUGUUAAGAUACAAAUAAUUAAGUUGUUGAACAUGUAUUUCAAUAUAUUCACUUGAAUAAAGUGCAUCAUGUAGUAUUUUAGUGUGAAACACCUAUUUCAAUUACACAUUUAAUUGAUCACUGGACAAUGAAUUCACUCGGCAAUGCAACCAUUUUCUCCGAUGUUAUUUAAUGGCCUCAUAUACAAUUGAACAAUUUGAACUUUUUAAAUGUAAUUUUAAUUUCAAUGACUUCAUGCCUAAACAGGCCACUUAUUAGCUAGACAUGGUAAUUGAGGGAGGAAUUUAUUUUACAGGGUAAUCAAGACAUUUUAGUUUCAAUAAAGAGAUGUAUAUUGGUGUAAAAA
Messenger RNA from Lytechinus pictus (painted urchin), 7464 nucleotides. Its product is annotated as proline dehydrogenase 1, mitochondrial-like. Gene Ontology annotation, molecular function: FAD binding; proline dehydrogenase activity. Bases 27 to 1283 code for a protein of 418 amino acids. NCBI's taxonomy places the organism in Eukaryota, Metazoa, Echinodermata, Echinoidea, Temnopleuroida, Toxopneustidae. The transcript is spliced from 9 exons. The record is from RefSeq and is a predicted model, not a curated record. Gene Ontology annotation, cellular component: mitochondrion.